Mytilus trossulus (common blue mussel) is the source of this 1185-nucleotide messenger RNA. Its product is annotated as G-protein coupled receptor 83-like. NCBI's taxonomy places the organism in Eukaryota, Metazoa, Mollusca, Bivalvia, Mytilida, Mytilidae. The record is from RefSeq and is a predicted model, not a curated record. The coding region runs from base 1 to 1185 and encodes 394 amino acids. Gene Ontology annotation, cellular component: plasma membrane; neuron projection. Gene Ontology annotation, molecular function: neuropeptide Y receptor activity; neuropeptide binding. The transcript has a single exon. Gene Ontology annotation, biological process: G protein-coupled receptor signaling pathway.
AUGACAAACGUUAUAACUCAGAUAGAAAACCUCUUCAAGAAUAUAAACGGCACUAAUAAGACCGACAUUGAAGAGAUUCUAAAGCAAAACAAUACUCUUGAUGACCCAGUGCAUUUUGACAUCAACAGAGCCAUUGUACUUAUACCCAGCUUUGGAAUACUUACUAUUAUAACAAUAUUUGCAAAUGUAUUUGUGUGUUAUGUCAUUGCUAAAAAUAGACACAUGCAUACCGUUACAAACCUGUUUAUAGCAAAUAUGGCUAUUUCCGAUCUUUUGUUAGCUUUCAUAAACGUGCCAUUAAAUAUUGCAAGAAAUCUAAUGAACGAGUGGACAUUGGGAUCAUUUUUGUGUCAUCUUUUCAACUAUUCUCUUAAAGUAUCGGUAUAUGUAUCGACUUUCACCUUAACAGCAAUUGCUUUAGACAGACAGCGGGUAUUAUUAUAUCCAUUACAUCCUCGAAUGACAAGAAAACGAGGAAUGUUUGUUUUGGCAUUCAUUUGGUUGUUAUCUAUCUGUUUUUCACUACCCUUUGGAAUUUAUACUAAUGUAAAAGAGAUCAAUAUGAUAACAUACAAAGUAAAGCGAUGUUGGUCAACCUACCCUAGUAAUAAAUGGGAACAGUAUUUAACAAUUGCUACUAUAUUGUUUCAGUACUUCAUUCCACUUAUAGUGAUAACAUGUACCUAUGGACGAAUUGUACAUAAACUCUGGAUAAGAACCCAUCUUGGAGUUGUUACUGAAAAUCAACGAUUAAUGCAAAUACAGGCUAAGAGGAAAAGUAUCAAACUUCUAGUCGCGGUAGUUGCCGUAUUUGCAAUAAGUUGGAUGCCAUUAAAUUUGUAUUAUAUUUUAGCUGACCACCAUCCAAAUACCAAAGUAUUUCAUCCCGAUACCAAUACAUUUUUUGUUUGUCACUGGAUUGCGAUUAGCAGUUCGUGUAUUAAUCCGUUUUUGUAUUGUUGGAUGAAUCCAGCAUUCAGUACAGUCAUUGCUAAACGUCUUCGAUGUCUAAAAUCAUUUACAGGCGGCCCUGAAAUAGAAAUUGAUGAAAUUGAUUCCACAGGAUUUAGAUUGCGAAGCAAUCGUCGGUUCGGAAAUUCAAGUAGAACGAUUUCUUCAUUUUCAGCAUCGGAUUCAAGAAGGUCAAGUUCAAAGACAUUUCGAGGAUUUGCUUAUAUGGUUUGA